CACUUCCUUCGGCAGCUGCUCGAGAUGAGGAGGAGAGCGGGGCUGGGGCGGAGCGGCCUGGCCCCCCGCGUCUGAGGCCCACCCCCGGGACUUCCCGGACGCCCGGGCUCGGCGAUGUGUGCCCGGUGACCAGGCGGCGCGGGGAGCCCGGACCUGAGCCUUCGGGAGGGAAUGCUGGCUUGGUUUUGAGUGACUUUGGGGAGCGUGAAGAGACCCCAACAUGGAGGACUUUUCUGCCAGGACCUACGGCACCAGUGGUCUGGACAACAGACCUCUGUUCGGGGAGACGUCGGCCAAGGAUCGAAUCAUCAAUUUAGUUGUUGGCAUCUUAACAUCCUUAUUGAUUCUAGUAACGCUGAUCAGUGCUUUUGUUUUCCCUCAACCACCUCCAAAACCAUUGAAUAUAUUUUUUGCUGUCUGCAUCUCUAUGAGUAGUAUUACUGCCUGCAUACUUAUCUACUGGUAUCGACAAGGAGACUUAGAACCGAAAUUUAGAAAUCUAAUUUACUAUAUCUUAUUUUCUAUCAUCAUGUUAUGUAUAUGUGCGAACCUGUACUUCCAUGAUGUGGGAAAGUGAGGCUGCCAAGCAGAAAAUACCAGGUCUCUUCAAAGCUAUACUUAGGACUGUGAAUAAAAGCUGGAUAAGGUAUGCUGAAGAAUCUCCUGCACAAGUCCAAUACAUGAUUUUCAUGUUAAUUGUAAAGCUAAAUUCCCUCUUGCAGGGGAGACAUAUCAUCAAUCACUUUGCUUUUUUCUUUAAGGAGCUGAUGUUGCACUUAAACAUUCCAACCCUUGAAGCUCAAACAGCACAAGUAAUUUUCACUUUUGAAAUUAAAAAUUUUUAUAAUGUAAUUGCAUGGUGAAAGGCUAUGUAACAAACAAUCUUGCAUUUUAAGACAAAUAUUCUUUUAUUUGUUAAACUGAAUAUACAAUUAUUGUUCCCUAAGCAACCAACUCUUGCUUAUAACUACAAUUAAAUUUCACAUUAACAAAACAGACGGUGAAAAGACAAUUUGAUUGUGAAGAUCUAAUUACAAUAAUAAAUAAAAUAAUUUAUACAAGG
Molecule: messenger RNA, 1063 nt
Organism: Miniopterus natalensis
Lineage: Eukaryota; Metazoa; Chordata; Mammalia; Chiroptera; Miniopteridae
Gene: TMEM243
Product: transmembrane protein 243
Source: RefSeq, a predicted model, not a curated record